GAGUAUGAUUGUUGUAAAGCAAUUCGGGUUCUGACUUGAAUUGUUGAUAAGCACAACAAUGGCUUCAGCUUCCGGGGAAGGAAAUCUUGUUGCUGAGGACCCUGUUGCGGGGGAUCAAGAGCUCCAGGAAGCUAGCAAGUCUGUUGCAAGUAACAUAUCUAGUGCUUACCAUAGCAGUGUGAGUGUGAGGGAUGGUGCCAAGGUACCUCUGAAUCCCUUUGAACAAAAAGAUUUUCAAGAUACUUUGAUUGCUUUGAAAGAAUUUAACGACAAGGAUGAGGACUUAAGAAAGAUAUUUGAGGAGAUUCAUGAGCACGUGGAAAUGAUGUUCCGACUUUGGGAAGAAAGUGAAUAUGAUGAGUGCCUAAAGGCAACUAUGUCUCUGGAAAGGAAAAUAAUGGACAAAUUUCAGUCCUGGACAGGAGAGGCGAAAGAGUGGAAGAUUCUGAAAGAGUUUGCUGCCUCAUUGUCAAAAAAAACUGCAGCGGUACAGACUGUUAGCUCUCAAAGUAAAGAAGAGUAUGAGUAUUAUUCUCUGAUUGAGAAUGAGAUAAGCUGUGAUUGUGGUGGUAUUUCAUUCGAGGAAGUGUAUGGCCUUGAUUCAAGUAUAGAAUACCUCAAGGAGAGAAUAGUUAUUCCAUCUCGGUUUCCUGUAUUAUUCCGAAACACUUACAGGCGGCUUGGAUGUUUCUUAAUGUACGGCCACCCAGGUACUGGAAAAACCCUCUUGCUCAAAGCAACUGCCAACGAAGCUAAAAUCAACUUGUUUGUCUUCAAUCUACAUAUGUUGGGAUCGGUUUUACACAGAGAUCCGAGGAAGUGUCUACAAACUGUGUUUGAAGUUGCUAGAGAUUAUUCGCCGUCCAUUCUUUGUCUUGAAGAUGUAGAUGCUGUGUAUCAAGACUGGACAUAUCUAAAAGAGUUGCUUUGUCAGAUUGAUAAGCGUCCUGGUGAUAAACGUGUCUUCAUUGUUGCCACCACUCAGAAACCUUGGAAACUGAACUGUUCCCUUCGAAGACGAUUAAUAAAUAGGAUGUAUGUGAAUCCCUUGACUUUGAAUGAGAGAGUUGACUUUCUAAUUUCAUCUAUGAAAUCAAUGAAGACGCACUAUUGUCUUUAUCAGGACACUCAGGAUGUUGCCAGAAGGACAGAAGGUUUUACAGGCAGUGAUUUAUUAAGUCUGGUGCGUGAUGCAGAGAUGCAUGUUGUCAAAAUGGUUAUGGAGUCUCAGUAUUUCAAGAAAGUGGCUGUGGCUGUGACCACAUAUUGUCCAGAGGAAUUCAAGGAAGAGCAAGCAUCAGUGUCUGAUAAGUCACAGCAAGCAGCAAUGGAAAAUGAAAAGAUUUUUGCAGAUGAAACCAGCAUGACCAAAGAUCGUCUUGAAGAGCGCUUCAUGGCGUGCGAUUCGAAAGACGAGGAUGCGAUUAGGAUGAACUGGAUUGAAAUACCGGAAGGGAAACUUUUCAUUCACCAUGAAAUGCCUGAAGAAGCGAUGAUUGCUGCUUUGUCUGAUGCAUGUUCCUCUCUAAACGAUGAGGAUGUUGCAAAAAUGCAAGAGUUUGUGGAUAAUUAUCAGUAGACUCUGCUUAUAAACACACUGUAUAAAUACAUUGCUCAUUUUAGUGGAUGCCUUUUGUCACAUCUCAGAUUUGUUAUUCUACAACUUUCAGGUCUUUCUGCAACUAGUCCUUUGAUAGUUAAUUCAGGAUGAAUCGGGAAACUAGCAGUGGUCUGGAAGUCACAUAAUGCAUUGAGGGCUAGUCUGGAAAGCCUAAUAUUUGCCCAAACAGACAUAUACUGUAUAACACGGAUAGCUCGAACUCGUCGGGACCGGCCUCGGUAGUUAGAGGGAUCCGUAGUCAGAGGUGUGCGUGAACAGUGUUAUGGCAUUGACUGUGUCAGAGAAUCAAGAGGAGCGACAAAGAUUGCUACUUAAGGGGCAACACCAUGAUGAGCAAUGCUUUCGAGUUCGAUGGAUAAUGAGCCUACCGGUACCUAGACAGUUUAAUUGAGCGGGUCAGUUUGAACUGUCUUUAGUCUACACCAAUCGAACGGUGCCUUUUCAAAAUUUUCAAAACAUACACAAUUUGAUAGCUUAAGCAUAUUGCAACAGUAAUCAACAGCACGAUGACGAUACAAUGCAGCCUUACCCCGCUUCUCCCACCAAGCGCGCAGUCCUUUGUGAAGAGGGAUGGGGCGGUUGAUCGUUUGAUGCACAACCCUUCCUCUCGCCGGUUCCUCACAAGCCUAAAGCCUAAACUAGGUCUAUGACAGAGAGCACGCAUGUCGAGCAGCGCGCAAAAAAAAAAAGCACAGCUAGCUGCUUCUGUGGAAGGGGGGGGGGGGGGAGGGGGUAUUUUACCAACCUUGCUUUUUUUCCGUGUAAAAAAAUUAUUUUGUCUCAAGUGCACCUCAAAGGACAUUGACUUUAGACCUCUACGGCAGUGUAAUUCGUUAGACUACUCCGUGUUUGUGUUCGAGCUUUGCGUAAUUUUCUUACAAAGAUAAAGAAGAAGAAAAAAUGGGACCGCAGAAACAGUUUGACGGAUGCAUGAUUUCGAGUAAUCUGUGUUCUACCAGGGUUAUACUGUAUGUGAGUCAUCGUGGUGAAAUUAGGCGCUCGUCAAAAUACUGAAUCGAAGAUAUCGUCAUUUUUACUGUCAGUUUGGCUAUUUUGAUCUUUUUUCUUUUUGCUCAACAUCUUUUAUGUCCAUUUCAAAAAACUUUUCUUUGUGGAUUUUACUGAGAAGCGUUGAUUACCUGAUUCCAUCCAUGAUUUCUUCAUGCUCUGGACAGAGUUAUUUUUCCCUGUUAAAUUUUUGACCUGGGGUGCAUCUAUUUAAUGCAUUACUGUGAGGCCCUAAGCUACUCUACAUAAUAAUGUAUUGUCAUAUAUACCAAAAUGAUGGGAAUCGGUAGAAGAAUCUGAUUAUGCCAAAUUCAAGGAUCUAUAUUCUGAUUGCAUUUCAUUGUAUUUUCCCUCGGACAAAAACAAAUUAAAAACCUUUUUUUUGGGCCAUCAUUUUUUCAGCUGUACGAGUCUUUAUAAUCCAUUGGAAUCAGCACAGAAUUGUAGUGAUGUCACCCUAACAUACAUUUAUGGAAGAAUUUCACAAGUUUAGUGGAAUAUUUUUCACUGAAGGGCUUUUUUAUUUAUAUAACCAAUUUUCGAAAAA
Molecule: messenger RNA, 3176 nt
Organism: Aplysia californica (California sea hare)
Lineage: Eukaryota; Metazoa; Mollusca; Gastropoda; Aplysiida; Aplysiidae
Product: vacuolar protein sorting-associated protein 4
Molecular function (GO): ATP hydrolysis activity; ATP binding
Source: RefSeq, a predicted model, not a curated record